CCCCCAGCCGUGCCGUCAGCGGCGGGUGGUGCUGCCGCAGCGAGCGGAGGGGGGUCGCGCCGCCAUGCGAUUUCGGGCAAAGAUUGUGGAUCUCGCCUGCCUCAACAACUUCAGCCGUGAGUAUGGCAGGUCACGCGGAAGGGAGGCAAUGCCUUGCUAAGCGGCUGGCUUCGACUUUCCCGGGCAAAGGAGAGAGGAAGGGAGGUGUAAUUAACACAAUCUCCAAGUUAACCAAGACGUGCACCCUGCGCCUUACUGUCUGCAAGUUGUAUUUCAUCCUCUCCGAUAAAGUAGCAAAUGGAGGCGCGAGUAUGUGGUGUGAGCUGUGCCAGGGGAAUUUCUUCGACGAAUUUCAGAUGGAAGGAGUAGCUGCAGAGCACAAUGAAAUCUAUUUAGAGUUGGUGCCUGAGAACCUGUCAAGAGCAUUAAAAACUGCCCACAGUGCUAAGGCAGUGAAGAUCAAGUUGACUAAUAAACACUGUCCUUGUCUCAGAGUUGCUGUGGAGUUACCAUCCUUAUCAAGCAGCAGUAGGAUUGUGACACAUGACAUUCCUGUGGGGGUUAUUCCCAGAAGAAUAUGGAAUGACUUCAGAGAGCCCACUAUGCCAGACUUUGAUGUCAGUAUUUACCUACCAGUGCUGAAAAUAAUGAAGAGUGUUGUGGAAAGAAUGAAGAAUCUCAGCAAUUUCAUUGUGAUUGAAGCAAACUUGAGUGGAGAAAUGAACUUGAAAAUAGAAACUGACUUAGUAUCUGUAACAACACAUUUUAAAGACCUGGGAAAUCCUCCCUGGGCAUCAGAAGAUGGGUGUCAAAGUUCUGCUCAAGGCAGAAAUCUGGAAAGUAUGGCUGAGGCACGCAUAGACAUCAAGAAGCUGCAGCAGCUGCUUGCUGGACAGCAGGUCAAUCCUACAAAAGCGUUGUGCAAUAUUGUAAGUAAAAGAAUUGUUCACUUCAUCUUGCUGCAUGAGGAUGUUUCACUUCAGUAUUUUAUUCCAGCACUUGCCUGAAUAUUUUGGAAUCUUGAGCAUUUUCCAACCUGAGGCCUUUUCCAUGAAGUCUGAAAUCUUUCCUGAAUUGCUGGAGUAUUUUCGCAUGAUACACUGUUAGAAGCAGCCAUCAGAUGGACAUUAUUUCAAUAUUUAUGAAAUUAUUCAUAAUACCUCCUCAUCCAGAAAGCCGUUUUGGAAAGACGUACCUCUGGGAAGCUGACAUAUUGCAGUCUUAAGGGAAACAAAACUGAAAUUUGAAUGUGCUUUUGGGAUGCUUUGAGCUAUGGGGAUGGCAAUGAAGUAUUUUGGUUUUGUCAAAAAACAUAAAGGUAGAAUGCAUCUCUGGAGCUGCUGCUGUGUGUAUUCAGUAUUGGGCAAUGCAGCUCCAAGUUAAGAGGUCUCUAAGCAAGCCAUCAUACUUCCAUGGAGCAGGAGAGCCCUCUGGAGGGUUGCAGAUUGGUAUUUGCCUAAACAGGUACACACAGCCCUCCUGAAGUGGUACUAAAUUGAAUUCUGUUCCAGUAGCGAUGUAUGUGAACUUGAUGCUGUUAAAUGUUGUGCAGCAGAAAUCUAACUGCCAGCAAGUAACAAGAUAUAACAGAUGCUAAGGAGCACCAACAGUUCAGCAGCAUCUCUUUUUACCUGGUUGUAUCUUUUGAUCUGACUUGCUCCAACAUAACUCAGUAGCUCUGUGCUUAAUCUUUGUUUAGCUCUUGGCCUGAGAGGAUGAGCUAAACAGUCUGGAUUACUUUGCUAAUGUGGGCAGUGAAAAUCUAUGUACAAAAUGAACGUCAUAUGAGGACAUGCAUGAACACGGCAAUUGGUGUGAACUAAAGGGCAAGUUAUCUGUGAAUCACAUUUUUUCCCCUUUUCAGAUGGAAAGCAUUGUACAACAUGUGUUGUCAUGGUGUCAGACAUGGUGAGAUUGCAUCUAGGCUCUCAUGCCAAGCAGCCAAGAGCAAGACUAAGUCUCAUUCAUGGGAGUACUGCCCCUUCUUCUACUUCCUAGUUAUCUUAUGAGGUCUUUUCUUCCUUAUUCCAUGUGUGAUUUAUUUGUUAUCUGGACAUGUUCCAUAUAGCUCUUAGUUGUUUUAGAAAUAGUGAGUGAGUUUUUGCUGCCAAAUGUGACUGGGAGUUUCUGCUGGGAAGUAACUUGUUAUGGUCAGAAGUGCUGGGGUUUUGGUUGUUUUUUUUUUCAAAGGGCAUUGAGGGUAAGGGAGCAAUGAAUCUUUUGUUCUUGUAGAUGCAAAGGGUCAAGAGAAGGCUGAAAGAGAGGCAGUGGUCUGGAGAUCUUACGUUUCUUUGCCUUCUUUCACUAUUACCAUCAGACUAACCAGGAAGCAUCUUCCAAAUCCUGUUAGUUUUCAUGGGCAGCUUCAAUUGCGCCAAAAAUCUGUGUAAAAUGAAAGUAGGUGUACUCCAGCUUACAGGAAUUGCAUGGUAAGAGGUAUGUGGUAAAUAUUCCUGGGUUUUUUCCUGGGGAGAGGGAAAAAACUAUCAGAAUGCAAUACAGAACAUGCACUAUGAUGGUAGGCUUUGAAAUGUUUGCAUUUCUGUUUGAAAAAUGUGUGUAUAACAUAACCUCAUGGAAAUUACUUUUUCUGGUAUAGUAUAAAAACUAGUAAUAAU
Messenger RNA from Lepidothrix coronata (blue-crowned manakin), 2618 nucleotides. It is a transcript of the gene HUS1, whose product is annotated as HUS1 checkpoint clamp component. The record is from RefSeq and is a predicted model, not a curated record. The coding region runs from base 123 to 1007 and encodes 294 amino acids. Gene Ontology annotation, biological process: meiotic DNA integrity checkpoint signaling; double-strand break repair via homologous recombination; mitotic intra-S DNA damage checkpoint signaling. Gene Ontology annotation, cellular component: nucleolus; checkpoint clamp complex; site of double-strand break. The transcript is spliced from 8 exons. Lineage: Eukaryota; Metazoa; Chordata; Aves; Passeriformes; Pipridae.